Messenger RNA from Caenorhabditis remanei, 282 nucleotides. RefSeq lists its product as uncharacterized. Gene Ontology annotation, cellular component: nucleus; PML body. The record is from RefSeq and is a predicted model, not a curated record. The coding region runs from base 1 to 282 and encodes 93 amino acids. The transcript is spliced from 3 exons. Gene Ontology annotation, biological process: protein sumoylation. NCBI's taxonomy places the organism in Eukaryota, Metazoa, Nematoda, Chromadorea, Rhabditida, Rhabditidae. Gene Ontology annotation, molecular function: protein tag activity; ubiquitin-like protein ligase binding.
AUGGCUGACGAAGCAGCACCAGCCGGUGAUAACGCCGAAUACAUCAAGAUCAAGGUCGUUGGACAGGACAGCAACGAAGUCCAUUUCCGAGUCAAGUUCGGAACAUCUAUGGCUAAGCUGAAGAAGUCGUAUGCCGACAGAACCGGAGUCUCAGUGAACAGUCUCCGUUUCCUCUUUGACGGACGUCGCAUCAACGACGAGGACACUCCAAAGACGCUCGAGAUGGAGGACGAUGACGUCAUCGAAGUGUACCAGGAGCAGCUCGGAGGAUCCUGCUUCUAA